Molecule: messenger RNA, 2823 nt
Organism: Plasmodium inui San Antonio 1
Lineage: Eukaryota; Apicomplexa; Aconoidasida; Haemosporida; Plasmodiidae
Exons: 1
Coding region: 1-2823 (940 amino acids)
Source: RefSeq, a predicted model, not a curated record
AUGAACAGCAUCGAUGGAAUAAACGAUGAAGAUAACACAAUAUGUUACCAUAACUUAAGAAAAAACAGGAAGCAGCGAAGCUACGAUUUCGAAUACUUUGAUGAAUCCUUAAAUAGGCAAAAGGGGAGAAGAAGGGGCAGAAAGAGAGCAAGGAAAGCCCUAAAUGAUCCAAACGUAAUUAACAAAAGUGUAGACUCUACAAAUAUAGAUGAAAGGGUUAAAAGGCCGCACAUUAGGAAAAAAAACAAAGACGCGAAUGUGCACGAACAGGAAAACAUAGAAAACGAGAAAAGUGAAGAGUACAUUUUCCACAAAAAUGAACAUGUGGAAGAUAACAAACUGAACAACGUCCAGGGGAUACGCCCCAAAGGAGGAGGAAGAAGAAGAAGAAAAAAUUUUAACAUGGACAAAAGUAUGCAGUUACUUAAUUCAAAUGUGCCCCUCAGAAAUAAUAACAUAAAAGUUGACCGCAUAUGUGAAUAUCUGUCCUACGAAACGAAUACCACAUGGAGGUACAUGGGAUCUACUGUUAAAUUUAGGCUUAUAGAUGAUCAGCAGGAAAAAUAUAUUUUUUUAAAAAACAUGAAAAAGCAUAUCAUAUUUGAAAUAGUUAAAAUUGCCAUGUUCGCCCUACUCAGGGUUAAUCUGAAUGACAAUAACAUUUACACCAUACACACCGAUAUGAAUAAGACACCCUCUAGGGAGUACCCCAAUAAACGCAGUAAUACAUCCAGGGGAAAACGCGCCUCGGGGGACAAAACCGCAGAAGGUAACUACAUCGGUAGUGUCUUUCUCCCCAGUGGGACAAAACAUCACGAUAAUAACCCUCGCAAUAGUAAUGGCCAUAUACACUGCAGCUACUACUACUACAGCACACAUAGGACAGGCAGUGGUGAUAGUUCUAAAGGGUUAAGGCGCGCUUCCAGCCAUGGCAGCGAAAGAGGGCAGGUCCAUCAGCGCGACAGGGAUAUCCAUCACAGUAAUUAUAACCACAUCAGCACACGCGUUACUUGUGGGAGUGAAAACAAUUUGAGGAAUCAAUUCCCCAGAGAAAGUGACAUGCCCCCCACCUGCACCUACGCGCAUUAUGACGUGAUGGAAGACAUCCAUAAAAGGCUACAAGAAAAAAAUGACAUACUAAACCAAGGCGUAACUGUAUCCGAAAUUCUAGACUUUGUAAAAGAAAAAUAUGAGAAGUAUUACGAAAAUGUUAAACAGUACAUUGUGACGGCACUAAAUAUUUAUUGUGCUUUAAAUAUAUUCAAGCUGAUCAGAAGAGGAAGGUAUGCCAUUUGUAGGUUCGAGCAUUUCAACAUUUUUAAAGUGAAAUAUUUUAAAAAAUAUUUUAAGUUUUUUUAUAGCUUAAAGGGGGAAGAAGAAAUUUUGAUGAACGUUAAGAAUUAUUUGAAAUCUUUUUACUAUGGCAAGACGGUACGGCAACUGAGGGCAGCAGGCCAAGGAAGGGGCCGUCGGUCGAGUCCGAAGGGAGGUACAGAUAAAGGUGCAUGCGAAGGGGCAUACGAAGGGGCAUACGAAGGGGCAUACGAAGGCGCAAAUGAAGGUACACAUGGAGGGGCAUACGAAGGCGCAAAUGAAGGUACACAUGAAGGGGCAAAUAAAGGUACAAAUGGAGGGGAAAAGCAGAAGCGCUGGACGAGCCCGCGGACGAGUGUCCGAAUGAGCACCAGAACGAGUCCGCGAACAACUCCUCAAACGACCCCCCAACCAACUCCCCAAAGGAGCCGCAAAUCCAGCCCCCAGCCGAAACAGAAGCCGAGCAACCAGCCCGAAGCGUGCGCGCAAAACGGGACGAUAAAGGAAGAGCCGAAGAAAAUGAACAACGAUUCCCCAGAAAAGAAUAAAAGUAUUAAGCAUGAAAAUACAGCAAGGGAUAUUACCAUCCUGGUCAAUAGUGUAGAGAGUACAACGAUGGACAGAAGGAACAGCAACGUAUCAUUGGCGAGUAAAACAUGCAAGUCAGUGCCUGAUGGGGAUAAAGACAACCCCGCUAUGAGCGCACCUUCGAACGAAGCGAACGGCAUUCGGAAAAACAGAAGCAGAGCGAAAAAUAGCCAAAAGGAACCAAAAACAAAGGAAAAGCAGAAGGAAAAAAAAAGAAAAGUGAAUAGCACUUUAGCAACACCUCACGAUGAAGAAAAACUAAAAAAUGUGUGUAUCGACAUAAAUAAAAUUAAUGUAAAAUGUAUCAGAGUGGUAUACGGCAUGAAACAUUUUUUCUGUUCCUACGAUACAAAAGAAACAAAUGAUGAAGAAUUUGAAAUCAUCAAAGUUCAAAAAAAAUACGACAUGUUGAGAAGGUCCAGCAUUGCAAACAUGAAUUUAAGAUAUAAUUUUUUUAGUGGUUCCAAGAGACUGCAAAGUAGAAACGUAGUGAACUACAAUGAUGAUAAUUACGGCUCGAUGGGCACCAAAAAUCUACUCCUAAGAACUGAUAAUAGCAUGAAUAUUAAUGUCAACCUUAAUAAUGACGAACAAAUGGGCAAGCAACCCCAGUACGGGAAACAGAAGAAACAAAAUUACGAAGAUGAUGUAAUGAAGCAUGAAAAGUACAACUCUAUUAAUUUCAACAUCAGUUAUAAAACGUUGAGGAAAAAAAUGAUUUGCGUUAGACACUACGUAAUGCCCGUAAAGAAGGAAGAACGAUCGCAUAAGCCAAGGAAUGAACUGAAAGGAAAGGAUAAACUUCCCACCGUUUCGAAUGACAGCUUGAUACAGACGUGCUCCAUAAAUUCAAACAUGUCAAACGUUGUCAGCGUCGACGGUCUCUCCUCCAUGAAUUGCGAGAGCCACUGUUCGCAAUGA